Molecule: messenger RNA, 739 nt
Organism: Mycena citricolor
Lineage: Eukaryota; Fungi; Basidiomycota; Agaricomycetes; Agaricales; Mycenaceae
Source: the annotation of a GenBank genome assembly
GUUUAUCCGACCAAUCACCUAGAUUGGACCAUUCGGAUGAUUUGAAUGCUCAUCUGAAUAGGUUUCUGGGUCUUGUAUCGAUUCGGGGUGCCAUAAGAGUCUUUAUUAAGAGACCGUCAGAUGUAAGCCUACACUAUGAGCAUACACACGUGAUAAUAUUAUGACCGACACGGGGUCGUGAUCGGACUUGGUGCAGGUUGUUCCCGCCCUCAACGCUCCGUCCUCUCCCAUGACUUCUUUCCUUAUCAAAACGCAUGAAACCCGACCUCCAUCAACAUGGAGCAGCUCACCAGAUUGUGCCUUCUGCCAGAUACUCAAAGGGGAAUCCCCCGCAACAGUAGUCUACGAGAACGACCUGGUCAUUGCUUUCCUCGACAUCCUUCCACUUAGACGAGGACACACUCUGGUCGUGCCUAAGGCUCACUAUUCCCGUCUAUCCGAACUACCUCCCGAAUUCGCUUCAGCUAUAGGGGAAGCCGUCACCAAGGUCGCUCACGCGCUCACUGUCGCUCUGGAUCACACCGGUUUGAAUGUCGUGUGCAAUCAAGAGUAUGCCCAAGCCGUUCCCCAUGUGCACUACCACGUCAUCCCCGCCCCCAAAUUCGACGACCCGCUGAGCUACUCGUCUACGACCCAGCCUUUGACUCAGCGACAGAUGCAUCGACUCGAGUUCGCAGGCAGGAGCGAAUUAGACGACGACGCGUCGGCGCUAGCGGACCAGAUCCGCGCCAAGCUCUGA